GCGUGAAAUAUAACUAGAAGGUGUAACAUAGAAAAUGUCAUGUUAUUUUCUUAAUAGGUGAUCAAAUCACGAUCACUCAUCAAUUUAUCAUCCUCGCAAUUGGGAUUGAUCAAAAUGCCCAAGAAGUUCGUCGGUGAAAACAGCAAAGCUGUCGCUGCUAGGGCAAGGAAGGCAGCGGCAAAAGAAGCUGAAAAUACAAAAAAAGCUCUGGAAGCUGAAGAGAAAGCUUGGAAGGAUGACGACAAGCAGCUCUUAAAAAAGAAACAGCGACAGGAGGAGCUUGAAAAGAAGCGACAACAGCAGCUAGAGAAGAAAGCAGAAGUGAAAGCUUUGCUUGAAAAGGAAAUGGCAACUAUAAAAGUAGGUGGAAAACAACCUGCUGCAAAAAUAACUAGAGCAGAAAUUGUAGCGGUAACGGAGAAACGAAAUCAGGCAGCGACGACGAAGAAGAAAGAAGAAGAGAAACCAAUUGAAGAAAAUUUGAAUAGGUUAACUAUUGAAGGUGAAACAGCACAUGGUAUAGAUGAAGCUUUAUCUGUUUUAAGUACAAAGGAUCCAGAAAUCGAUCGUCAUCCUGAAAAGCGUGUGAAGGCUGCGUUUGCAAGUUUUGAAGAGAGAAUGAUGCCUAUAAUUAAGGAGCAAAAUCCUACUUUAAGGUUAAGUCAAUUGAAGCAGAUAUUAAAGAAAGAAUGGAUGAAGUCGCCCGAGAAUCCUCUGAAUCAAAAAUUACUCCUGAAUCGUUGAUACAAAACACAAGAAACACGUAUACGACUGAUUAGAUGGCUCCAAGGAACACGUGAAAUGAGAAGACUCAUAAUAAAUAUAAUCACGAACAAAUCAAGUAUCUGUACACAAUUUUAUUGUAAACGAAUAAGUUAUACUCCGGGUAGAACACAUAAAAUAACAUUUGCAUAAAAUCAUCUUUGGUAUAACUUAUACGCUACUACAUAGCCUCUACAUUGUAUUUUACACUUUCAUUUACAAAAAGAAUAAGAUGAUCGUUGAUUAAAGGCUGCGUAAAUUCGAA
Megachile rotundata (alfalfa leafcutting bee) is the source of this 1027-nucleotide messenger RNA. RefSeq names its product coiled-coil domain-containing protein 124. The record is from RefSeq and is a predicted model, not a curated record. Lineage: Eukaryota; Metazoa; Arthropoda; Insecta; Hymenoptera; Megachilidae. Gene Ontology annotation, cellular component: nucleus. Gene Ontology annotation, molecular function: transcription coactivator activity. Gene Ontology annotation, biological process: transcription by RNA polymerase II.